AUGAAGGCUGAUGGCAAGAUACACCAUGGUACCAAAUUCAAUGAUUGUAUUAUCUUACCACCAGAUCAACGUUAUAGUAUCAAUUGUUUCAUUUUCAUUGUAUCAAUUCGUGAUUUCUUAGCUUUUCCAAGAAUUCAAUUUAUUGAUAAUAAAAUAAAAGAAGUACUUUCAUUAGGUAUUACACCAUUAUUAUGUAUAACUUUUACUGAUGCUUUUUCAAAUAGAAAAGUUAAAGAAAUAAUUAGAAAUAGUGGAAAUCAUUUAUCAUUCAAUGAACGUGACACUUUCAUCAUUAAAAACUAUAAAGAAAACGAAAUUUUUAAAGAUAUCUCAAAAGAAAUUCAAUAUCUUAGAUUAUUAACAAGAGCUUUUCAAUUAAGUAAAAAAUGA
Molecule: messenger RNA, 390 nt
Organism: Dictyostelium discoideum AX4
Lineage: Eukaryota; Evosea; Eumycetozoa; Dictyosteliales; Dictyosteliaceae
Exons: 1
Coding region: 1-390 (129 amino acids)
Source: RefSeq, a predicted model, not a curated record